This is a messenger RNA of Hibiscus syriacus, 485 nucleotides long. Its product is annotated as WAT1-related protein At5g13670-like. Gene Ontology annotation, molecular function: transmembrane transporter activity. Lineage: Eukaryota; Viridiplantae; Streptophyta; Magnoliopsida; Malvales; Malvaceae. The coding region runs from base 28 to 297 and encodes 89 amino acids. Gene Ontology annotation, cellular component: plasma membrane. The record is from RefSeq and is a predicted model, not a curated record. The transcript has 2 exons.
CUCCUCAUCUUCAUUCAGUUGUGGUGCAUGAAGGAGAAAGUGCCAGUCUUUGUGUUCAUGUUUAAUCCUCUUCAAACGGUCGUAGUCGCAGUUCUAGUAUACUUCGUCUUCGGUGAAAAACUAUACACGGGCAGCAUACUAGGUGGAGUCACUGUAUCAUUGGCUUAUACUUGCUGUUGGGGCAAAGAAAAAGCUGAAUCUUACACCAAGAGCCAAGAGCUGCCGUCGACUCAUUCCAUCGAGUUUACGGUAGCCAACAAGGAGGAGAUAGCAUCAGCACUAAAAGUGGAACCAUGAAGGAACAUCAGAGAAUAUAUCAGAAUUGGCGUUUAGGAAAAUAAAGAUUGAUUUUUCAAUGAUGAUCGCAAAUAGUAUUAGGAAUCAGUGUUCUGUGGGGUUGAGUCUGUCAACAAUAUCUGUAAACCAAUCAAUUUCUGCUAUAAAUGAACGGUAUUUAACUUAUUAAUCUACUUCUCCAACUUGCU